AUGACUCAUCUUAGUGACUACAGCUUUUUGCAACGAGCGGUUUCGUUGACGUAUCUUUAUUUAUGGUUUACAUAUCGAAUCUACACCUUGGAUGGUUUUCAAUGUUUGCAUCCAAAGCGAUUCAAGCAAGGCGAAUUAAAGAGUAUAGCAACGUUAUUACUAUUAUUCAUGAUACCGUUUCAGCUGCUAUACGAUUUGACAUCCUGCAAGAUCAAAUAUGAGGAAGGAUUUGCAAACAUCUUUGGUCACAUUUUCACAAAGCCAGAGACCAUGUGGACCAAAGCUGAUCAGGACCUGGUUAUCCCCACAGAUUAUAGUUUGUGCGUUGGAUUAUCAUUGCAGUGUGGUACGCUGCUCCUUUUACAAUGUUUCUGGAACUACCUCGCCAAUUCGGUGGCCAAGGCCAGUUUCAUGAGUAGUCGCGAGUUCUUUUUCUAUAUCGGCUGGUCCAUUGCAAGUGUCGUCAUGUACCCCGUACUGCAAUACAACUUCUCCCGAGACAUUUAUGAUCCCACUUGGAAGGAGAUUAUGCCUGAGCUUUUAUUUGGCAUCGAACUUUUCAUUGUUGCCAUGCUUGGUUUUGUGUCGCAUUUCCGUUUCCGCAAACUGCUCGAGAAUUCACGUGAAUCCACCAAUGCCAAAUCCAUCAUGCAUAAGAUUCGCUAUUUUCAGGAAUUAAACUUGAUCCUUACCGUUGUGCUUAUGAUUGAUGCAUUGUCAUUUAUCAUUCUCAGCGCUGAUGGUCUUACAGGCCGCAAGUAUCUUAACAUGCACAAGUUCACUGCCGAUUUCAUGAUUUGCAAUAUCAAUGUCACCUCCAUGAUUGUGUGGUUCAUUGUUGUCCUUAUUUUGCAUCCCAAGCCUCUUACAAACCAAAACACGGCACCCCAAAUCCAACAACCUGGCCACGACUUUUUGUCGUCUGGCAAGCCAGGUGAUGGCUAUACAGGUGCCCCCUCUACCAUUAUGACUCAACCAUCACAAGCUUCAAGUGACUAUUUGAAUUACACUGGCCCUAUUAAUUACAAUACUACAUUCCAACGACCCGCUACAGGAACCGAAGACAACCAUAUUAGCCAUUCAUCCACCCCAUCUACAGCAACGUUGGUAUCCCAUCAUUAUUCAGUACGCCGUAACAAGGAUCCUCAUGUGGCCGUAUCCUUGCCUGAUGCUGAAUGGAAUGGCGGCAAGGAUAGCUCACCACGUCAAACAUCCAAUGACUCAAUGUGGUUGCAACAAACACCUCGAAGUGGAAAUCGUUAA
This is a messenger RNA of Lichtheimia ornata, 1263 nucleotides long. RefSeq lists its product as uncharacterized. The coding region runs from base 1 to 1263 and encodes 420 amino acids. NCBI's taxonomy places the organism in Eukaryota, Fungi, Mucoromycota, Mucoromycetes, Mucorales, Lichtheimiaceae. The transcript is spliced from 9 exons. The record is from RefSeq and is a predicted model, not a curated record.